Selaginella moellendorffii is the source of this 822-nucleotide messenger RNA. RefSeq lists its product as uncharacterized. NCBI's taxonomy places the organism in Eukaryota, Viridiplantae, Streptophyta, Lycopodiopsida, Selaginellales, Selaginellaceae. The transcript has 5 exons. The record is from RefSeq and is a predicted model, not a curated record. Bases 191 to 730 code for a protein of 179 amino acids.
CCACGAGAACCAUGUGGAUGCGACCACACCGGUGGAAUUAUAAGGCUUUAGAACGACGAUGGCUCCUGCGAUUUUUUUCCUAAUUUUUCCUUUUUGCCUUCACUGAUUAGAACGAAAAAACCUUUGUCUAUUCGCCUCAUUCCCUUCUUCCCUCUUUCGUGUUCUUCCGGAGUUUGCGGUGGAUCUAUCCAUGGCUGCCUCUUCCGCGGCUGUUCUGGCAGCUGGAUCGUGCCACCAGAAUGCCACCAAAGAGUUUAUCACCGGCUCCCAGCAGAUCUGCUCGAGCUUGACUGCAAUCUGUCAAACCAACAGGCUGCGCGUUGGAUCGCACGACUUCUCCAGGCUGCGAGUGAGAUCCAGAACCGCUCCACCCGGUGUCACUGUGGAGGCCACAUUCAAAGAUGUGCUAAAAUCCGUGGUGAGGUUCGCUGCAAACACUCCCGCGAAGUUCUUCCUCCAGCAACUAGACAGGGAGCUGGAUCGCGCCGAGGAGAGCAUCAAAGACAGCGCCGCGGUGAUCAAAGGGAUGGCCAACACCGUCGAAAAACUCGCCGAGUAUGCCGAUAAGGCGGCGGACGGCGUCGAGGAGCUUAUAGAGAAGGUGGAAGCCACAGCCGAGGAGAUUCACGACGAGAUCGAGGAAAUCCUUGACACUGUGGAAGAAGAGAAGAAAACCGUGAAAGUUCUCGCGGAAAAGCUUGAGAAGGGGGAGCUAGACGCUACUGCCUGAUCAUAUAGAAACUUGUUAAUAUCAUACAUUCAAAGAAAGUUCUUGAGUUCUUAACUGAGCUCGUUAUCAAUCGAAGAGAACUUGGAGGUGAA